AUGCCAGAGUCUUACCUCAUUAUCCAUCUUCUUUUUGCAGUGAUACAAUUCCUCACCAGAGUUUUAGCAAAUGGCAUCAUUGUGGUUGUGAAUGGCACUGACUUGAUCAAGCAGAGAAAGAUGAUUCCAUCGGAUCUCCUUCUUUCCUGCCUGGCAAUUUCUAGGAUUUGUCUGCACUUGGCCUUCUUCUGCAUUAAUCUGGCUGGUCUCUCCUGGAUUGAAUUCACUCCAUUUUCUGAGACUUUUGCAAUUCUCGUGUUUGUAAAUGAAUCGGGACUUUGGUUUGCCGCAUGGCUCAGCGUUUUCUACUGCGCCAAGAUUGCCCCCAUCGCUCACCCACUGUUCUUCUGGUUGAAGAUGAGGAUAGCCAAGUUGGUGCCAUGGCUGAUCUUCGGAUCCCUGCUAUAUACAUCUAUCAUUUCUGUUUUCCAUAGCAAACAUACAUGGACUCUUUCUCAAAAAAUCUGGUUGGAUCUUUCCUCCAAUAAUGCAACAACUCAAAUCAAAGAACUAUCUGUUUUACAGUGUGCCUUUAUUGGCAUUGAGCUUUCACUGCCAUUACUUAUCUUCCUUAUUUCUGCUCUGCUCUUGAUAUUUUUCCUGGGGAGACACACUCGGCAGAUGAGAAACACAGCGAUGGGCACCAGGAACCCUAGCACGAGUAUCCACACCUGUGCAUUUCUGUCCAUCCUGUCCUUCCUGGUCCUCUACCUCUCCUACUAUGUGAUGAUUGCUUUGUUCCUUUCGCAAAUUUUCAAGCUCAGAAACUUCAUCUUUCGGUUCUGCAUCUUGAUGAUUGGUUCAUACUCCUCUGGACACUCUAUUAUCUUAGUUUUAGGGAAUUGUAAACUGAAACAAAAUGCAAAGAAGUUCCUCCUCCACAGUAAGUGCUGUCAGUGA
Diceros bicornis minor is the source of this 900-nucleotide messenger RNA. It is a transcript of the gene TAS2R1, whose product is annotated as taste 2 receptor member 1. Bases 1 to 900 code for a protein of 299 amino acids. Gene Ontology annotation, molecular function: bitter taste receptor activity; G protein-coupled receptor activity. Gene Ontology annotation, cellular component: membrane. The record is from RefSeq and is a predicted model, not a curated record. Lineage: Eukaryota; Metazoa; Chordata; Mammalia; Perissodactyla; Rhinocerotidae. The transcript has a single exon. Gene Ontology annotation, biological process: sensory perception of taste; detection of chemical stimulus involved in sensory perception of bitter taste; G protein-coupled receptor signaling pathway.